Molecule: messenger RNA, 357 nt
Organism: Coffea eugenioides
Lineage: Eukaryota; Viridiplantae; Streptophyta; Magnoliopsida; Gentianales; Rubiaceae
Product: self-incompatibility protein S1-like
Exons: 1
Coding region: 1-357 (118 amino acids)
Source: RefSeq, a predicted model, not a curated record
AUGUUACAAAGCAGUGCAAAGGUACAUGUGCAUAUCCAGAACAGGCAAGGAAAAAACAUCAACCUUCAUUGCAGAUCCAAGGAUGAUGAUCUUGGCUACCACAACAUAGAAAAUGGAACUGAAUAUAGUUGGUCAUUUCGUCCCAAUUUUUGGUACACAACGUUGUUCUAUUGUGCUGUGCUGAUGGAUCCUGAUCCUGUAUGGUACCAUUUUGACGCCUAUCGUCAAAGCAGAGACAGCUAUAGAUGUGAGUCACAGUGCUCAUGGGCGAUACUCAAACAUCACACCUUGAUCGGAUAUAAUCAGAAAACUGGCAAUUGGGAGCGUUUCUUUUUUCGUUCAGAUCGAUUGCUUUAG